This is a messenger RNA of Trichoderma virens Gv29-8, 1977 nucleotides long. RefSeq lists its product as uncharacterized. NCBI's taxonomy places the organism in Eukaryota, Fungi, Ascomycota, Sordariomycetes, Hypocreales, Hypocreaceae. Gene Ontology annotation, cellular component: nucleus; transcription factor TFIIIB complex; transcription preinitiation complex. The transcript is spliced from 2 exons. Gene Ontology annotation, biological process: DNA-templated transcription initiation; transcription by RNA polymerase III; transcription preinitiation complex assembly. The record is from RefSeq and is a predicted model, not a curated record. Gene Ontology annotation, molecular function: RNA polymerase III type 3 promoter sequence-specific DNA binding; RNA polymerase III general transcription initiation factor activity; TBP-class protein binding. The annotation marks the transcript as partial.
AAACCUCGCUUUGCUAGACCAAAUCCCGUCCGGGCCCUCCGUGAACGUGAGGAACGCCGUCAUGCGGCCGCAACAGCAACACGGCUUUCAUCGACGCAGAGGCCAGGCGUUGUCACUCCCGCUCACCAGCAGUGCGCCAACAAGGCCUGUCCCAAACCCAAUGUUGUUGACGGAACUUGCCAGACUUGCGGUCGUGUCGCUGAUGAUAGCAACAUCGUGUCCGAGGUACAAUUCGGCGAGACGUCAUCCGGUGCUGCCAUGGUUCAGGGAACCUUUGUCGGCGCUGAUCAGGCUGGUGUUAGGGGCAUGGGCCCUGCUUUUAGGAGAGUAGGUGGCAGCGAAGACAGAGAAAAGAGCAUCAGGGAGGCGCGAGGUCUCAUGCAAGGUUAUGCCCAGCAGCUCAACAUUAGCGACAGUCUCGUUACUGCAGGCACACAAGUCUUCAAGCUUGCAUCUAGCGCCAACUUCAUUCAGGGACGCACGCUGGCGAGCGUUGCGGCUGUCUGCCUUUAUGCUGCUUGCCGUGCCGAGCCACCUUGUAAGGUCAUGCUUAUCGAUUUGGCCGAUUUGGUUCAGCUCAAUGUGUUUAAGCUGGGACGAAUCUUCAAGAAGCUGAAUGAAGUGGUACCAAUUGGAACCGAUGGACUGAUCCCGGUAUACCCCGAGGAUCUCAUUUGGCGAUUUGCCACAAAGAUGGAGUUCCACCAAGACACAGCCAAGGUCGCCGAAGAUGCAGUUCGACUGGUCAAGCGGAUGAGCAGGGAUUGGAUGGUCAUGGGCCGUCGACCCUCUGGCAUCUGCGGCGCCUGUCUGCUCAUGGCUGCACGUAUGCACAACUUCCGACGGACAAUUCGCGAAGUCGUCUACAUCGUCAAGGUGACGAACCAUACUAUCCAGAACCGAUUACAAGAAUUCAACAACACCGAGUCAAGUCGCAUGUCAGUAGAAGACUUUUUGAAACAGGAUUUCCUGGAGAGUUCACAUGAUCCACCUUCAUUCUACCGAAAAUCGGAUGAAUAUAGAAAGAAGGCGGAAGAGAGAUCACGAAAACGCAAGCAGGGAGGGGCAGAUCUUUCCAAAGCGCCCGAGGUCAACUAUCGCCGAGAUGCUGAUGGUUUCAUCAUCCCCCCAUUACCCUCACAGAUUCCCCAAGGAAACAUCAAUCUUAAUCCAUCAAAGAAUGAAAACAAAGACGAAGUUCAAGGCUUGGAGGAUCUUGCCGAGGAAUUUGGCGAUGCAUUAGAUGAAGAAACUGCUGACCAAGAAACUGAUGGCCGGGGCAAAGGCAAACGGGCCAAGCCUCAGCUUCCGAUCAACGAAGAAUGGGAGCAGGAUGAGCAGGAACUCGAAGGAGUCAUUGAAGAGAUUUUCAAUGAUCCUCUUACUUAUGAACACGCGCUUGCAUAUUCGAAUGCCGAGCAGCGAGCUCGAAUCCACUCCCUCUGGGCUCGUCAACAGCAGCCUCAAAAAGAGGUGUCUAUGGCGGCCGAUGUUACCGAGGAUGAGUUUGCUGACGACCCAGAGGUCAUUAAUUGUCUAUUAUCACCGGAAGAAGCACGUAUCAAAGAGAUUAUCUGGGUGAACCAGAACAAGGAUUGGCUCAGGAAACACCAAGAGAAGGUGUUCCGACGGAAGAUGGAGGCGGAGCGACCCAAACAAACUCGCAAGAGGAGAAAGCGUGCUAGAAUGGGAGAGGGCCAAACAAGUCCCGCUAGCUCUGCAGCCGAAGCCGCAAUCGGCGUGGCCAAGGACCGAGCUUGGUCCAAGAGGAUUAACUACGAUGCUAUCCGCAGUAUUUUCGACAUACCAAACGCUGGCCUUGGAUCUGCGGCAACCAGCAGGAAGACUAGCAUAGCUGGCAGUACCUUUGGUGCCGACGACGACGCGAGUGAGGCACUUGAUGAGAGUGUCGCCGGCGAUGAUGUGCAGGAGCAUGUUGAGGAGGAAGACUAUGAGGAGCCGGAGGAGUUUGGCGAU